Messenger RNA from Psilocybe cubensis, 1653 nucleotides. RefSeq lists its product as uncharacterized. The record is from RefSeq and is a predicted model, not a curated record. The transcript has 4 exons. The coding region runs from base 1 to 1653 and encodes 550 amino acids. Lineage: Eukaryota; Fungi; Basidiomycota; Agaricomycetes; Agaricales; Agrocybaceae.
AUGGCAAGUAGUUCAGGUCAAGACAUUCAAAUGGAUCAAUCACCAUCGCACACCUUGGUCCAACCACAAACUCAACAUCAAGCACAUUCACCCACACCUGCAUUGGGAUCAUCUUCAAAAAAGCGAAAGGAGCCCGAUACUCAGCCGGUUGCAAGUGGUCCUAGUAGUUCCAAGAAGUCCCGUAUAAUUGCUCCCUUACCAUCUCGUCCCAAAAGGCCUAAAAAGCCUAGUGACUAUCAUUUGCGAAAAUCCGAUAUAAAAGCAACAGAUAAAAAUAUCAAGUCUGCGCUCGAGCUUCACAUUCGUAUUCUGUGGCGUUUAGCAAGCCAAAAUGCUGUUCCCCCUACCGUUACUCCGGAUGACAGAGCAGCAUUUAAUAAGAGGUUUAAUCCGUCAGAUGCAACCUCGUCUAGUGCUCUUCGUGUAUCUGUCAUGUCCAGCCUAGAUGAUAAUUCUGUCAAUAUCAAUGCUGCACGCAAUGUGGUCGACAACUUUCUUUCCAACCUACCAUCAUCUGGAACUAUUGCAUCCAGAAUCCGCCGUAUGGCUGAAUCUGACCUUCUUCUGAUGUUUCGCACUGUUGCCGCAAUGGGCCUUCGGAAAUGGGCACCUGAUCUUCUUGGAAAUGGACCUGGAACUGCGUAUAAUCUUCUCCACGAACAUAUUGCACUGGUGACAUUUGAACAAGUGCUUUUAUCAUAUGGAUACAGUAGUCUCGGUGUGGAUGCUUCUGCAUCUGGAAAUCAUACUUUGCUUCGCAAACUUUACCGGAGCUUUGUUUUUUCGUAUAUGCAUGGAAAUGCAAAACUUGAGGCAAAAUCUCCUGGUGCGCUUGCGAGGGACAAUACAAUGAAGGGAGUUUAUUCACGUCGAAAAGAGCUACGAAAGCAAAGGCUAAAUGUUCUUAAUGACUUCAUGUUCAACAAUCGCACCAGGGCCUUAGUCGAUUCAAAUGAUGCUCAUUCAGAUGACGAAUACUGCAAGGACACCGUAAUCACUGAGGGUACUCCUAGAACAGAAGAAUAUUACAAGAUCAAGACUGUCCCAUUCCGAUCAAAAAAGGCGACCGCGUUUUUCAGAAUGUUAUCAGAGAGAAAUCAAGAAUCUACUUUGAAUAAGGUGGGCCGACGUCCCAAUGCAAUAGCAUUCCGAACACGAAAGAUGCCCGAAGAGUUUAUUCCCUCAAAGUUCACGAAACUUCCAAAGUCAGGACCUAUUGACUUGUUUGAACCAGAUGAAUGGAACAAACUUCCCAUUCGAAUUCGCAUCAAGUAUCUUGAGGCAUCAGGAGGUGCAUAUGUUGCGUUGCCAUUACCUGAAUAUUGUGACACUUGGGCAAAAUGCGGGACCUGGAAGGAUAUGAGCGAGAAACGAUUUAUGAGGAAAUAUGGGAAUGAUGUUUUACUCGACUACAACCUUCCUACCGAAAAGGAGAUUAAGCGGUACCAGGACGGAAGCCCAGAUAUGUCAGAGGAAGACGAGUCGUCUGGCAGUGAGGAUGAAUUGGGUGAAGUAGAGAAUGCUACAAUGAGGGGGCCAGAGGACAACAUUCUCAAUGAAGAUGAAGAAUUUAACAAUGAUAGCAGAGUCAUUGGACAGGAGGCGCCUCUCAAUAAUGGCGACGAAGAUAUGUAUGCCAAUGAUUCUGCUUAA